Messenger RNA from Tachyglossus aculeatus (Australian echidna), 2566 nucleotides. RefSeq names its product nuclear GTPase, germinal center associated (gene NUGGC). Lineage: Eukaryota; Metazoa; Chordata; Mammalia; Monotremata; Tachyglossidae. The coding region runs from base 1 to 2388 and encodes 795 amino acids. Gene Ontology annotation, molecular function: GTPase activity. The transcript has 18 exons. The record is from RefSeq and is a predicted model, not a curated record.
AUGGAAUACCCAAUGGCAGAUGCUGAAGUCUUUGUGGACCAGGUGUCACCCUCAGCAAAGGAAGAGCCAGGGAAGAAAAGAAGGAGAUCAGGCAGCCACCUGAAGUUCCGCGCCUUUCCCUCUGCAGAGCAAAGUGCCCUGAAGGAAUAUGAAAAGUUGGAAUCAAGGACCAGGAGAGUCCUGAGUACUACAUACCAAAAAAUCAUCCAGUCUGUCUUCUUUGAGGAUGGCAUCCCCAGUGGGGUCAAGUAUCUCAUAAACCGGCUCCUUGCCCUGAUAGAAAAGCCAUCCCUGGAGCCAGUCUACAUAGGGCUGUUUGGAAGCACGGGGGCUGGGAAGAGCUCCCUGCUCAAUGCCAUCAUCAAUGAGAAAAUGUUUCUGCCGGUGUCGGGCGAGAGCACCUGCACCUCGUGCCUGGUGCAAGUGAGUUCCGGUGUCAGCGACAAAUAUGAGGCCAAAAUCCACCUCCUCUCUGACCAGGAGUGGAAGGAGGAGCUGAGGAACCUGACUGAACUCCUGGACAAGAGAGAGGAGGGCCAAGAGAGCGAAGAGAAUGACUGGGGCGAUGACAGCGACAUCGCGGAGGAAGCUGUUCAGAAGCUGCAGAUGCUUUAUGGCCGCGGAGCGGAAAACAAAAGCUACGAGGAGUUACUGAGGACGAAGCUGAGGGAAAAGAUCCCCACCUCCAAGAUCAUCACCCUCAAGGGUGAAGAGGCAAGUGAGCUCUCUGCUCAGCUGGACUCAUACAUCCGCAUUCAGACGGGAGAUGCUGAUGGACAACUGUCCAAACCCCAAAUCCAGCCCCUCAUCAAGUAUGUGGAGGUGACACUCCCCUACUCAGAGGUGAUUCCUGAAGGGGUUGUGCUGGUGGACAUCCCGGGGACAGGAGACUUCAACAGCGAGAGAGACGACAUAUGGAAAAAGACCAUUAAUAAAUGCUCCGUGAUCUGGGUGAUCAGCGACAUUGAACGAGUCUCAGGGGGAAAAGCCCAUGAAGUCCUCCUGAGAGAAAGCCUUAAAGCCUGCCAGCGGGGCGUCUGCACAGAUAUCUCCCUGGUGGUCACGAAGGCUGACAAACUCUACCUGCCGGAAUACCUAAGGGAAAGAAAGAACGGAAAGCAAGCUAUUGGAACUCAGCGAGAGGCGAUUUUAGAGAGAAACGGGGCGGUGAAGCUGCAAAGGAGUAGGAUUCUGAAGGAAAAGCUGAAGAGGAAAUUGCCUAGCAGCUCGAUGAUUCUGGAUGCUCCAGAGUUGGUAUACACGGUCAGCGCUCAAGAGUAUUGGCAGCAAGAACUACUCAGUGAGGAAGAGACAGAAAUCCCCAAGUUACGGGAGUACAUAAGGAAGCGGUUCCUGAGAGAGAAGAGGAAGACGGUGACUGAGUAUGUUGCUGAAGCCUUCGGCAUUCUGCUGCUCAUGGACAAUUUCAACUCCAAGGAAAACUUCAUGGAAGACUACUUCCACCCAAGUGGCCUGAAGAGGUUUGUGGAAGAGCGAGUAACAGUGCUGGAGGAAGAUGUGGACCAAUGCUUUGCCCAAAUGGAGCAGCCCCUUCAGGAGGGGGUGACAAGUGCAAAGUCGUCCUACCGGAAAAUCCUCAGCGGGCGUCUCACGAGGAGUAAAGGAAACCAAGGUUUUCACCAGACUCUAAAAGCUGUCUGCUUGAAAAACGGCAUCUUCGCCUCCAGGACCCUGGCAAGGAUAGAUCUGAAUGAGGACAUCACUCAGCCUAUUUAUGACAAAAUUGACCCCAUUUUUGGAAGUAUCUUCAGGACUGGAAAAGAUAACCAUGCUGGACUGCUCCCUCACCUAGAUGCUUUCAAGCUCUCCCUCCAUGAGAGGAUCAGAAAUGCUGGACUAAGAAGUGACUGGAAGUCUGACAGCUACAAACAAAGGCUGCUGUCCCAAGAGGUCAAUGUGAUGCUGGGAGCCCUGGAAGGGCACGUCCUGAGGAAGAAGAGGUGUAUCUAUGAGUCUGUCUACAUCUCUGUUCAGAAUGAGCUCAAGUACUGUUAUGAAGAGGCAGCACAGGUAACAGGCAAGAAAGCAUGUGAGCGAAUGAAAGACAUCAUCAAGAGAGGUGUGGAGAGACAGGUGGCCGAAGGCAUGUUUGAAAGGGCUCAAAGCAGGAUGCAGGAGCAAUUCCAGGAACUGAAGAGCGGAAUUAUGGAGAAGAUGAAGAUGCGGGUCUCCACCAUGCUGGCCCUUGCCUCAUCCAAGACAGAAGGGCUCUACAUCGAACUUCCAGAUGUCAAGACCGAAUACAAAGAAAUGGAAAAGUUAUACAAGAGCCUAAGAGAGAUUGCGGAGAAUGCGGUGCUGAGGAAGGGGUUGCAGGAUUUUCUCAUCAGAAUGUCACCCAGCAAAGUUGGCCCCGCAAAAUCCUAACAUGCCCCGGAAAACCCCAGCAGGAAAGUCCCAGCAGAACCACCCCUGGGCUCCCUUACCUCUAGAAAGGCACCCAGUUGGGGCAUUUGGAUCAUGGAUGCAAUCAUUUGUUUGAAUUCCAAAAAAGACUCUUGAAGUGGCAUUCCGAUGGAGUGAGACCUGGAAGUUUGGAGCUGCU